AUGUCAACGAGUAAUUCUGGAAACGUCAACAAUUCGGAAAAGCGCCGAUUCAUCUUUCGCCAAGGACAAGGAGUCUAUAUAUAUCUAUCUAUCUAUCUAUCUAUCUAUCUAUCUAUGUGUCUGUCUAUCUGUCUGUCUGUCUGUCUGUCUGUUGUACCGUAUCUAUCUAUCUAUCUAUCUAUUGUAAUAUGCAUCUAUCUAAAUCUGUUCCUUAUCUCUCUCUCUCUCUCUCUCAAUCUCUCUCUCUCUCUCACUCUCUUUAUCUAUCUCGUGACAUUUGCACCUAUCACGAUCUAUUCAUUAUCUAUCUAUUUAUCUAUCUAUAGCAUUUUGCAUCUAUCUCAAUCCGUACAUUAUCUAUUCAUUGCUAUUUGCAUAUAUCUGAAUCUAGUUUUUUCUUUUUACUUUCUUAUUUUAUCUAUCUAUCUAUCUAUUGCAAUUUGCAUCUAUGCCAAUGUGUUCAUUGUCUAUAUAUCUAACCAUCCACCCUAUUGUGUUAACACCUCACUUCAUCACUGUUUUUUGUUACUUUCUUAUUCUAUCUAUCUAUCUAUCUAUCUAUCUAUCUAUCUAUCUAUCUAUCUUGUAUGUAUUAUAAAUUUCAUCUAUCUCGCUUUGUUCAUUAUCUAUCUAUUUAUUGUAAUUUGCAUAUAUCGCAAACUUUUCAUUAUUUGCCUAUCUAUGGAAAUUACUUAA
Acanthosepion pharaonis is the source of this 696-nucleotide messenger RNA. Lineage: Eukaryota; Metazoa; Mollusca; Cephalopoda; Sepiida; Sepiidae. The record is from the annotation of a GenBank genome assembly.